This is a messenger RNA of Linum tenue, 731 nucleotides long. Lineage: Eukaryota; Viridiplantae; Streptophyta; Magnoliopsida; Malpighiales; Linaceae. The record is from the annotation of a GenBank genome assembly.
CCCGAACCCAUACCCGCCUCUGAAAUUCCCCUCCGCCGCCGUUCGAUUCCUCACCGUAACCCUCAAUUCGAAGCUCUUCUUCUCACCUACCCGACUGAAGUACAAAACGCUGGGCCGCGCCUCCACCGUCAACCCCGGCGGCGGCUUCCCGCCGAAGAAGUACGCCGCCUUCCCGGCGCCACCCACGUUCGUCACCGUUCUCCUCACGGUGGCGCUCCCGUUCAAUUUCGGCACGGAGACGGACGGGUAAUUGAGGUCGUACGUCGGCGGCAACACUUCCGGGCACUCGAAUCGCUUGUCGGCGUUUCUCAACCCGUAGCUGCAGAGGUAGAGCAGGUAGUCCCCGUACGACGCGUCGUAUACCAAACCCGGGUCCGCUGCUCUCGACGGGCGGAAGUGACCCGACCCGAAUUCGAACGGCGUCGCUUUGUCGCCCGAUUGAUCGGUUAUUGCCUCCCCCUUUUUGUUCUUUACCGACGCUGCACAUUAGCCCAAAAACCACAUAGAAAACUAUCUUAUGGCGGCAGAGCUCCAAGUGGGAUGUAUAGCUUUGAUAAGCGCGGCCAAGCCAGCAACGUGAGGGCACGACAUUGACGUCCCUGAGUCAAAAUUGUAACUCACAACUCGAUGAUCUUCAGAAACUUUACUGGGUGGAGAUGCUUCACUCCAUGCCGCCAGUAUAUUCAAUCCAGGAGCUGUAAUAUCCGGCUGUGCAAGAAAGAACAAAAAUG